Molecule: messenger RNA, 1354 nt
Organism: Brachypodium distachyon (stiff brome)
Lineage: Eukaryota; Viridiplantae; Streptophyta; Magnoliopsida; Poales; Poaceae
Product: syntaxin-related protein KNOLLE
Exons: 1
Coding region: 127-1080 (317 amino acids)
Biological process (GO): exocytosis; vesicle fusion; intracellular protein transport
Cellular component (GO): endomembrane system; SNARE complex; plasma membrane
Molecular function (GO): SNAP receptor activity; SNARE binding
Source: RefSeq, a predicted model, not a curated record
CCCAUUCCUCCCGUCUCUUCUCCCCCAAAUCCCCAGUUCACUCCUGCGCAUCGCAUCCAUCCGCUUCGUCUCAGACCACCGCGAAACCCUAGAGAGAAGCGCCGAGCGAGAAGAAAAAUCGGCGCCAUGAACGACCUCAUGACCAAGUCCUUCAUGAGCUACGUCGACCUCAAGAAGGCGGCGAUGAAGGACCUGGAGGCGGGUGGCGGCGACGAGACCGAGCUCACGGAGGCGGGCUGCGCCGCCGGCGGCGUCACCGACGAGCGGCUCAAGGGGUUCUUCAAGGAGGCGGAGGUGGUUAAGGAGGAGAUGGCCGCCAUCCGCGACGCGCUCGCCCGCCUCCACGCCAUCAACGAGGAGGGCAAGUCGCUCCACCAGCCCGAAGCACUGCGCGCGAUGCGGGGGCGCGUCAACGCCGACAUCGUCGCCGUGCUCCGCCGCGCCCGCGACAUCCGCGUCAGGCUCGAGGCCAUGGACCGCGCCAACGCCGCCCAGCGCAGGCUCUCCGCCGGCUGCAGCGAGGGCACCCCGCUGGACCGCACCCGCACCUCCGUCACCGCCGGCCUCCGGAAGAAGCUCAAGGACCUCAUGCUCGACUUCCAGGCGCUGCGGCAGCGCAUGAUGUCCGAGUACAAGGAGACCGUCGAGCGCCGCUACUACACGCUCACCGGCGAGGUCCCGGAGGACGAGGUGAUCGAGCGCAUCAUCUCCGAGGGCCGCGGCGAGGAGAUCAUGGGCGCGGCCGUCGCGGAGCACGGCAAGGGCGCGGUGCUCGCCGCCCUGCACGAGAUCCAGGACCGCCAUGACGCGGCCCGGGAGGUGGAGCGCAGCCUCCUGGAGCUCCACCAGGUGUUCCUCGACAUGGCCGUCGUGGUGGAGUCGCAGGGGGAGCAGAUCGACGACAUCGAGCGCCAUGUCGUCAACGCCAGGGACUACGUCCACACCGGCAACAAGGAGCUCGGCAAGGCCCGCGAGCACCAGCGCAGCAGCCGCAAGUGCCUCUGCAUCGGCCUCAUCCUACUGCUGCUUCUCAUCCUGAUCGUCGUCGUCCCCGUCGUCACCAGCUUCAAGACAUCGUAGGGAAGGAGGAGGAGCAACCACACCGGAGUUAUGAACUUAUGAUCUGGACACUUGCAGUUGUGUCUAGUAUCUUAUUUCGCUUUCCUUUAUUCCUCUAGUACUUCAUUCGUUAAUUUCCUACCCGGAAUGUUUCUAUAUCGUCAGGAUUUGGCUGAUGAUAGUAUUAUACAGUACAUCUGUUCCAUUAAAUUGCCUCUUGAAUCUGUGCAUGAGAUGAGAUUUGGUGCAUUAAGAGUAGUAUGAUGGAUUAUACAUGAUUGAAACAUUACAUGUU